Messenger RNA from Lotus japonicus, 1694 nucleotides. RefSeq names its product light-inducible protein CPRF2-like. The record is from RefSeq and is a predicted model, not a curated record. Gene Ontology annotation, molecular function: DNA-binding transcription factor activity. Lineage: Eukaryota; Viridiplantae; Streptophyta; Magnoliopsida; Fabales; Fabaceae. Gene Ontology annotation, biological process: regulation of DNA-templated transcription. The transcript has 6 exons. The coding region runs from base 173 to 1414 and encodes 413 amino acids.
UGUUACUCCUAGAUUUGUGUGGUGAUUGAAGACAAUCAAGACAUGAUCCUAGUACAACACAACACAACGCGGUUUUGAAAUCUUUUCAAAUCACCUUGUUGAAAAUCACUAUAACACAGUACAAUAUUUAUUUGAGUGUCUUUGUUAGAAAGAACAGAGAAACAGGGUAGAAAUGGAGAGGGUGUUUUCAGUGGAGGAGAUAACGGAGGAGUAUUGGUCGUCGGUGGGGAAGGAUGAACCGGGGAAGAUGAACCGGAGUACUUCAGAGUGGGCUUUUCAGCAGUUUCUGAAGGAGGCUUCUUCUUCUGUGGCGGCUGAACAACCUUGUUCUUCUACUUCUCCUUCUUCCUCUUCCUCUUCUUCUAUGGUUGACGUCAAACUCAAAAAUGAUCCUAGUGUUGUUGUUCCUGUUCCUAUUGAUUCUGAGGAUUAUCAUGCUAUUCUCAAGACCAAGCUCAAUCUUGCUUGCGCCGCCGUUGCUAUGACUCGGGGAUCUUUGGUCAAAUCUCAGGAUCUUGCCACUCUUCCUGAAAAUGGAUCACGGGCAUCUAAUCCUUCUGAAAUUGUUGCUGGGGCUACUCUAAAAGAAUCUGGCCCUUCUGGAAAUGAUGCAUCUAAAUUACAAAAUAAAGAUGUGAAUGUACCAAUUGGGGUUCCUACCAUGCAAAUCAAACCUGCUGUUGCAAUCAGGUCAACAACAAGUGGAUCAUCAAAAGAACUGUCAGAUGAUGAUGAUGCUGAGGGAGAGAUUAACAUGACCGGAAACAUGAACCCUGCUGAUGCAAAAAGAGUAAGGAGUACUUUAUCUUUCAGGAUGCUUUCUAAUAGAGAGUCUGCCAGACGCUCAAGAAGAAGAAAACAGGCUCAUUUAACUGAGCUUGAGACACAGGUCUCUGAGUUAAGAGGUGAGAAUUCUUCAUUGUUGAAGCGCUUAACUGACGUAAGUCAGAAAUUCAGUAAUGCUGCUGUUGACAACAGAGUACUAAAAGCUGAUGUUGAAACAUUAAGAGCAAAGGUGAAGAUGGCUGAAGAGACUGUCAAAAGAGUUACAGGCUUGAAUCCAAUAUUCAAUGGCAUGGCUGAGAUAUCAUCAAUGGGAAUGUCAUUGUUUGAUGAAAACCCUUCUGAGGCAUCAGCUGAUGCGUCUGUUCCUGUGCAAGAAGACCCAAAUCAUCAUCUAUGUCGACCCACUUCUAGUCAUAUUGCAUCCAGUCAUCUGAGAGUCAACAAUAAUGGAUUAGGAGGCAUUUCUUCUGUUGAAAGUGUGCAACAGAACAGUGCAGCAACAGUGGUAAGUGGGAACAAAAUGGGGAGAACAAGUUCCCUACCAAGGGUGGCUAGCUUGGAACAUCUUCAGAAGCGGAUUCGCAGUGGUACGGAUUCACGUGGACCUCUAAAUAAUGGAGAACAGUAAUAGAAUAGAAUAGCUGAAUCGAAUUAUGCCUUCACAUGUCCGAAACCAGAACCAAUUGUGAAAAGAAGUUUCUGUUAGUAGUAUCUGGGUGUCAGAAUUGAUUCUAAGCAAAAUACAAGCUGAUUCAAACAUGCUAUAAAUUAUUUUACUACUUGCAACUGAAGGUUUAUUCUUGUUGACUAUAUUGUUAAUCAAUCUCAUGUACAUAAUCUUGAGCAAGUUGACUGUUGUUGGUACUUGGUAGAGUUUGCUUUAUCCAAAUUGGAUAUUGUGUGCUUCA